AUGUUACUGGUCAUAGUCUCGUGGAUUUCCUUCUGGUUGGACAUCCACGCUGUUCCUGCGCGAGUAGCUCUAGGGAUUACCACCAUCUUGACUGUCAUCACCAACUCACGUGGCGUUAAAGACUCCAUUCCCAGGGUGUCCUACAUUAAAGCUGUAGAUGUUUGGAAUCUCAGCUGUACUCUUCUUGUGUUCUUUGCCUUUCUGGAGUUCCCGCUCGUCAACUUCAUAGCCAGGAAAGCCAGAAACAAGCUGGCCGCUCAGAUGACUGAUCCUGAUAACCAAAAGUCUACAGAGCAGAAUCCAAACCGGAUCUUUCAGGUCGUCCGACCAUCGAGACACAGCAACAAAGUGUCAGAUAAUAGCCGCAGUAAAAAACCUCAAUUUAACAUAACACCGGAAGAUCUGAUUAAGACCAUGGAAGACAGUGAUGAUGACGAAGACGAAGAAACGAGUUUUGAUAUUUUGAAAUAUCUACCAAUGGCAACCGAGGAAUUAGCUCGUUCCAUAGAUCGAUUCUGUCGAGGCUUGUUUCCGCUGAUAUUUGCACUGUUUAAUCUUGUCUACUGGGUCACGUGGUCACAUAAGUAAUCGUACGUGUGUUGUUAUGUUAUGUUAUUUUUUACGUUCAUGUGACAAAGAGUUGAAAUGACAAAAUAUUAAUAUCUCAAAUUGUUCGUUUUUUUUAUCUUCGAAACUUAUGAAUGAUAUAU
Limulus polyphemus (Atlantic horseshoe crab) is the source of this 710-nucleotide messenger RNA. RefSeq names its product glycine receptor subunit alpha-2-like. Lineage: Eukaryota; Metazoa; Arthropoda; Merostomata; Xiphosura; Limulidae. The coding region runs from base 1 to 588 and encodes 195 amino acids. The transcript has 3 exons. Gene Ontology annotation, molecular function: neurotransmitter receptor activity; transmembrane signaling receptor activity; chloride channel activity. Gene Ontology annotation, biological process: regulation of membrane potential; nervous system process; chemical synaptic transmission. The record is from RefSeq and is a predicted model, not a curated record. Gene Ontology annotation, cellular component: neuron projection; synapse; membrane.